UGGUUUACACUGUUCCGAACCACAUCUGUUUUUUUAUCUGUGCAGAUAACAGCAAUAGUAUUUUACCGUUUCGGCUGAAAGCAGCAAGGAAAGCAAUCCGGUUUCUUUCAAAAUUGCCUCAGCAAAUGACAACAUUGCUGAAGGUUUAGUCACCUGCUUGUGUUUGUCAAGGGCUGGUACAGUAAUGUAGACAAACUGGAAAACCUGGUAUUGCACAGCUGAGGGCUGUAGUUCUGGCGACUAGGCAAAUCGAUACUUCCUCCUCCUCCCAUUCCUCCGUAGCUACUGCAGAUGACAUUAUUUUUCCUUUCAAGGAAUUCCCCUUAUUUAUCAGUGUUUUGAGAUCACUCCUGUGAAAACUGUCCCAGUGCUCACUGUUACCGUCUCCAGCCUCAUACCAGCAGUGCUGCUGAAAACAGAAGGAAAUGAGUUGCCUCCGUGCGUGCUUCAGAGACAGAGGUCCUCGCGCAGAGACAGAAGCUAUGAAAAGGCAAAGCUCUGGUCAGGAGUGUGAGGCUAUUGAAUUGCAAGAAGAUAACGUGGAGGAAAGCGAGGCUGGUCAUGACAAGCCUCUAAAUACUCAAACAAGAAAGGAGGGAGAUCACUGGAAAUCAUGCGGGAAUGUAGUUUUCUGGAAGUGUAAACUAUGGAUGGUUAUAACUACAAUUUUUGUAGUAUUCUUCCUGGUCAUUCUCAUCAGCCUAAUUCUUUAUUCUAAUGUUUACACAGAUGAGGAUGACUAUUGGGACCCUGAUGUGCUACUAAAUAGUGGAAAUUGUCGCAAUUUCUCGGGAACCUUGGAGUUAAUGUGUGGUCUCCCACACCUUUUCUCUGAAGACAUUACUAAGAGGUUAACAGAUGUCUACCGUUCAUCUCCAGCUCUAGGACGCUACUUUAGGUCUGCUCAGGUGUUUUAUUCCAGUAAUGAAAACUCCACUGUAUUUUAUCAGCUAGAGUUUUCUGUACCACCAUCAACAGAGGGGUUUAUGGAAAGCACAAUGAACCCAGAUUUUAUAAGAAACGUUUUACGUCAAAGUAUUUAUGAUGAAGAUGAUACUUCUAAUCCUGGGACAUCUGAAUGUAACAGGUUGAGGCUUGACCCAACUUCUCUCACAUUAACAUGUAAGUACUGUACAUUAGAGAGAUUGUUUCUUUACAAAGAGCAGAAUUAUUUACUUGAAAGGAGGGAAAUCUUCCUGGAAAGAUGUUGAGAUUUGUUAGUAAAUAUAUUUUGUACAACAGUAUUAAGAAAAUUGUAAAAUAAUUCAGUUUUUGAGGAAGCCUUGCUAUGCUUAGUUUAUAACCUAGGAUUCACUGUUUGGUCCCCUGAUGAGAAAGGGAAUAGUGAUGAGAGUGGUUAACUAUGGACUCCAACCAAACUUUUCAGAUCUCCUCUUGCAAAUUAAUUAAAAAUGUUUCUCGUUACUCUUUAUUCAUAUUUGAAUGCUUAUAAAACAAAUUUUAAUUAAAGUAAAACAGGAUAAGUAAUUUGGAUGCGAACUUCUGCUUUUUUCACAGUCAAGGAUGCAAAAGCCUCCCAAUUUUUGUCUUUUCAGAGCUUUUUGGGAAAAUUUAUUAUGCACAGAGAUAUCUUUUAAAGGAACCACAUGUUCAUUCUUCCAGCUUUUCUAGGUAGUGAUUACAAUGGCUACCAGUGACUAGGUAGUGACUCCAAUGCACUGAGAUUUGUCUUGAUUGAAAUGUCAGUGUAAAAGCCCUAUGUGCUUUGCAGUUUUACUGAAAACAAUAUGUGGAGCUCCUUCUCCCCAUCCUCAGCUUACUGAGCCACACCUAAAUUCUUCAGAAUAAUUCUAGGCUAACACAUCAGCAUACAAGGUAUGUAAGUAUGAUUUGCGAUUAACUCUUAUUGAUUUUUUUUGGUACCCUUAUCAAGGGACAAGAGAGCAACAAGUAAUGAGUUCCAAUUCUCAGUACAAUUUUCUUCGUUAUAUAUUGAUAGGAUUAAUAGAAAAUGCAAUGUAAAAGGGACAGGAAAGCAUAUGCUGAAAUGUCUAACUGAAGUUUCAUUUUAAUGUUAAUAAUGUACUGUUUUAACUUUCAGAGAAAUGAUGGAAAGACUCCUCAUCUUCCUCACCACCUAGAAGGCAUGGACUUCUCCUAUCUAUUAGUAAUCCCAGGGUAGGGAGCUAUUUGUUAGGUAGAAACACUUCUAAAGAUGUCGUCCUGCAAAUACUGUCUCUGAUGUGAUACUGUAAAUGGAAAAUGUGGUAUAUUUGUAACAGUGUUGUACUUCUAUAACACCGCUACCUCCUCCUUUAUUGUCCUGAUCUCUCAUAACCCAUUUCACUCUUGUGAAAAUGUUGUAUCUGGUCUGAUGCAUGCUCUGUUGGCUUUGAAACUUCUGCUUUGUCUUGCCGUACAAUUAAAUCUGAAUUCCCUGCACAAGCUUUUAAAGCAGGCUUGCACAUGGCUCCAUUCUUCUCUUGGCUUAUCCAAAAAUAUCUGCACAGCUUCAUCCUUAAUGCUCGUUUCCACCCAUGCUCAUGUCUGUUACUUUUUUCCCUGCUAACUUCAUAUGCUGUGUUUCCCCGUUGUUCUUUCCUCAUAAAACAGCCUGAAAGCUUAAAUAUCUUCUUUAAUUGCAUGCAAGACCUUUGCACUAUCUUCUUAAGUGAGAUUCAACUCUCACUGUUCCCUUGUUCAUCCUACAGUGUUCCUGGAUAAAGUGGUAUCUGCUCUAUUUUUCUCUUCUGUAGUGUGAAAUAGAAAUGAAGGAAGAAACACCAGGAAGAAACAUGUCUUGUUCACUAAUGCAUCUGAUUGCCACAGGAAUCUUUCGAGGGUCAAAUUAGCUGAGGGCUUUAAUAAUUAGCCACUGGUACUAGUGAAUAGGCAUCUAUUUGACCCACAUUUGUAAAUUCGAAGAGAAACUAGUCUAUAUACUAAAUUAUGGUCCCUAUCCCAGCAGUGGGGAUAAAAAUGAACAGAUGCAAGAUAUUUGCCUUAAUAAGGCAGCAAAUAGUUGUUCUUGUUGACAAGAGAUCAGGUGAGAUGGACCAAUGCUAAGAGGAAGGUGCUGAAGCAGACCAUGUAGGCCAGUGUGGCUUGAGAAUUAUAGCCGGUAACUGGCUAUAAUAUGAAAAUUAAAAAACAAGCAUUAACUUUACACAGAAUGCAACGGAUUCACUACCAUGUUAGUGAAGUAUAGCUUCUUGUCAUUUGUUUAUAGCCAGUAUAAAUGUUAGUACUGUUGGAUAGAGAAACUUAUUUUAAGAAACCUUUUGUAUUGUGAGAAAUACCU
This is a messenger RNA of Egretta garzetta (little egret), 3262 nucleotides long. It is a transcript of the gene CUNH3orf52, whose product is annotated as chromosome unknown C3orf52 homolog. The record is from RefSeq and is a predicted model, not a curated record. The transcript has 5 exons. NCBI's taxonomy places the organism in Eukaryota, Metazoa, Chordata, Aves, Pelecaniformes, Ardeidae. Bases 426 to 1211 code for a protein of 261 amino acids.